AUGAAUACGCCCAUAGAUAAUAUAGCAGCUUGGAUUAGACUUCCAGGUUUGGCCAUAGAGUACUACUGUAGACCUAUUUUGGAAAAAAUAGGAAACAUUGUGGAAAAAACCAUCAAGGUGGACACAAAUACAGCAGAAAUCACAAGGGAAAAAUUUGCACGGUUAUGUGUGGAGGUUGACCUACAACAGCCUCUAGUCUCUCAAUACCAGAUUAACGGACAAACUCAUGUAGUGGAAUAUGAGGGCAUUCAUUUGGUAUGCUUUAGGUGUGGAAGAGUGGGACAUGACAAAGCCAACUGCAAGGAAGGAAAACAAGACCCCUCACCAGAGCAACAAAUCCAGAAGGAAGGUCAAGCGACAAAUGCAGAGGUUGAAGAAGAGGAUAGAAAUGGAAAUAAGAAUAUCGACAAGGGCAAAAAAGUGAUAGAGGAACCUGCUGAUGCCUUUGGCCCCUGGAUGAUAGUACAGAGGUCUACGCGUGGCAAAAAGACCACAAAACCAGGAGAAGGUACAAGUAGUGGAGGAGGUGGAAAAGAAAAGGAGAAGGAAAGAAAGAUAGAAAGUGAGAGGCGACAGUCACGUUUUGCUGUACUAGCAGAGGAAGAACCUAAAAGGAAUGAAGAAAGCAAUCCUAAAGCGACGGCAGGAAUCAGUAAUGAACCACAAUCAGAAAAAGACAAAGGUAUGUCCUCAACUUCCUCUCAUAAGAAGAAUAAUCUAGACCUUCCUAAGCCAGUUAACCCUACCCAUAUGUCCACAACCAGACCAAAAAGCCCAAACACACAUGCCCACAAACAAGCCCAAAUAGCUAAUACACCAGAAAAAAACACUGUCCAACACCAACAGAUUAAUAGUAAUAACCCUGUUUCCCAACCAGAACACCAAUUAGACAAAAACCCUUAUGCCAUGACCCAAACCUGCAACACACCAAACUCUUCCUCUGUCCAGCCCAAUGACUUUAUUUUGAACAACCCUGAUCAUCCUCCCCAUUUUCAAGAAAAUUGGAUUGUAUCCACUCAACCAAGCCAAGUACUCUCCUUAGCUAUCCCUCAGACAGCUUUGGAGGAUCCAGCCCAGAGUAAACCACCUGAUCCACCUUUUAACUCACUACAAACUAGUGAAUUGGUGGAAGCUAUGUUAGUAUAUGAGAAUGAAGAAGCAAAUAAGGCAAUUCAGCAAGGAGUUAAUCCACCUCAGGUGGAAGACAUGCAGUGCAAUUAA
Messenger RNA from Arachis ipaensis, 1221 nucleotides. Lineage: Eukaryota; Viridiplantae; Streptophyta; Magnoliopsida; Fabales; Fabaceae. The record is from RefSeq and is a predicted model, not a curated record.